Molecule: messenger RNA, 1227 nt
Organism: Sorghum bicolor (sorghum)
Lineage: Eukaryota; Viridiplantae; Streptophyta; Magnoliopsida; Poales; Poaceae
Product: vesicle transport protein GOT1
Exons: 7
Coding region: 221-628 (135 amino acids)
Biological process (GO): endoplasmic reticulum to Golgi vesicle-mediated transport; retrograde transport, endosome to Golgi
Source: RefSeq, a predicted model, not a curated record
UCACCCGUGACUCUUGUUCCUCACGUUAGAGAAUCCACGCCGGGCCGCCGGUGCCUCUCCCGUCCCCUCGCGUGCGCCCUGUCGUCUCUGCCGCCGCCGACUGGAACGCCGCCGCCGCCCUACGCCGGGUGCCUAACCUUCUCCAGCGACGAGCACCCACCAGGUUCAGUUAGUGGUCCAUUGAAGUGAAACUGUAUUGCUAUCUUCAACUACUGGGGUCAUGGCCUACGAGAUUAGCGAAAUCAAAAAGAUUGGCAUAGGUCUCGUGGGGUUUGGCAUCCUAUUCUCAUUCCUUGGUGUUAUCCUUUUCUUCGAUAGGGGCUUGUUGGCUCUGGGUAAUAUUUUCUUUUUGACUGGAGUGGGUCUGUUACUCGGUUGGCAAUCUAUGUGGCAGCUUUUCACAAAGAAGGCAAACCUUAAGGGAUCAGUACCUUUCUUCUUUGGUUUGUUUCUUCUGUUUGUCCGUUGGCCUGUUGCUGGUAUCAUCAUGGAACUAUAUGGAUCUUUUGUGCUCUUCAGUGGUUAUGGGCCUCCUAUCCAGGCCUUCCUGUAUCAAAUACCAAUCAUUGGUUGGAUUCUGCAGUACCCAUUCCAGCUGUUUGGUCAGUUGAGGCGUAAGCGUACGUGAAAAGUUCUGCAACUGCCAAGAUACUCUUUGACUCUUCAUGGGAAAAAUAGUAUGCUGUUGCGAUGUUAAUACAAGACUCUCCUGUACCCUUCACCUUGCGUGGAAACGAUCGUUCAACUCUCUUGUGCAUAUUCACACCCUUUUUGCCAGCAGGCUAUAUGGUUAUUGUUCAUAUUUAUAGACAAUUAGAGCUUCAGAUUUCAGAAGUUGCUGGAUGCUCUAUUGAAACAGGAGGACCUCAGUGCAUUUCGCCAUCCCAACAACAAUGGGGCCCGAGUGAUCGCACCUGGUUUAUUUCUGAUUCUGGAUUCUGGAGGCAAUUUGCCACAAUAUUUUGCAAGUUGCAAGAAAUCCGUGGAGAAAAAUAUAUAAAACAAAACCUUAGAGGGAGCUUGAUGGCUCACCUAAUGACUAACGUGUGCUAUCUGCUUCAAUUUUUUUUUGUCAGAUGAAAUGUUCUUCAUAUGGUUAGAUGCCCUUGGUAUUUGAAUUUCGUUGCAUAUGGUGACAUGUAUGAUUAUUUCAGCUGAAGAGCGGUACCUUUUUCCCUUUGUUUUGAUUGGAAAUGUGAUGAUGCUGAUGACUAGAAAAGUGUCCAA